Molecule: messenger RNA, 684 nt
Organism: Mercenaria mercenaria
Lineage: Eukaryota; Metazoa; Mollusca; Bivalvia; Venerida; Veneridae
Product: carnosine synthase 1-like
Exons: 2
Coding region: 10-567 (185 amino acids)
Biological process (GO): carnosine biosynthetic process
Molecular function (GO): ATP hydrolysis activity; metal ion binding; carnosine synthase activity
Source: RefSeq, a predicted model, not a curated record
GCUAGGCGUAUGCCGUCAUUCCUUUCUGAGGACAAACAAGCACGGCUUAUUGAAGCGGCCUAUAGAUGUUGUUUACAGAUAGGACUAUCCGAUGGUACAUUUAAUGUCGACUUUAAGCUGACCGAGAAUGGACCGAAGCUACUGGAAAUCAAUUCGAGGAUGGGCGGCUACUGCAUACGGGAUUGGUUGAGGAAAUUGUACGGUAUAGACAUCAUGCUAUACUCUUUGAUGAUUACAAGUGGUAUUUAUCCUUACAUAGUACUACGUACACAUCCUGUAGAUAAAAUACUAAUAGGUGUUAUGGUCAUACCUUCAUUGCAUGCAAAAAUAUUAAAAGAAGAGUCUCUUAGAAACCUGCUGUAUAGCAUGAUAGAGAAAGAGGAGAUUUUCUUUCUAGAGUUUCUCAAUCUUAGUGAGAAUUUGCCUCCUUACGACAAACCUUUCGGCAAUAUUACUGUUUCUGGUUCCACGUCACAAGAAGCAAAACUAAAAUUGAUGGAAGUAUGCAGAGUGCUGGACAUUGAUCAACCAGACUAUCAAGUGGAGCAGUUUAUCCAAAAUUUUUAGAUGCAAAAAUAUUACUUGUUUUUACACUUUUUUGAUAUUGAGCAAAUGUAUGUUUCUCUUAGUACAAUGUAAAUGCAUUCAAUUGCAUUUGAAGGGUGAAUAAUGUAAACACAUCGA